AUGGCUGCAUCUAAGUACAGGUUCCAAAAACUGUACGAGGAAAGACUGACGGCAGUUGCACAGAACAUGCAGGGAAACAUACGAAAUGCCCUCGCCUCAUACAGCAGAGAUGUCGACAACUUCAAUCACUUCCUUUCACUGAUACAAAAAGAGACCCAGGACGACUAUGAGUGGAGGCGAAAGGAGAGGGAUGACAGUCAUACUUGGUUAAUGGACGUUCAAGCUGAGGAGGUUGCUGACAGGAGCGCAGUCCACAUCUUACUCGAGCAGAUGAUGGUAGUGAACGAAAGAAUCACUUUUUACACAGGUCAAGCAGAACGGUCAGAAAAACAGAACACACAGAUCUACGCGGAGAUGCUGUGUUGGUUGGCAGAGACAUACCUCCAAGUAAACAUGCACCAGGAGGCCUGGGAUCGUCUGGAGGAGGCACGGAAGGCACUGGAGGCCAGGCCAGAUAGGGGAGAUGACUCCGUCCAACUGAGUUUUGCAAGAUACCACUAUGUAUCAGGUAUCUACUUCAGUCUUCGUGACGACUACAGACGGAAUGUCCGUCAGCUUGAUCAAGCUCUGGAGAUCCUGUCGAAGGUGAAGAUUGCCGGCAACCACGUCCUGCAUGCUCGGGUGAUGAACUCUCUGGGAUUUGCUCAUCACAACCAGGCCAAGAACAUGUGGAGGGGGCCAGCAUACCUGGAGAUGCUUCAGAAAAGCCUGGCCAUGCAUCAAAAGGCAUAUGACAUAAUAACCAGUGCUGUCGGAGAAGAUAACCACUUUGACUGUGCCACAUAUCUGAUGAACAUCGGUGUUGUUAACCUCGACAUCGGCUGGCAAUUCUCAAAUGCCAAAGAAGCCAAACAGUACUUCCGCAAAGCACUAGAGACAUUUUGCACCGCUGAAGAACUCGCCAAAGCCAUGAAACUUGAGGUUGGUAUUGUAAGCCACCCUGACAUUGCCGACUGUUUGUACUUCCUCGGGAAGUUGAGUAAAGACAACGGGGACCCCACAUUGGCCAUGAAGUACUACAAACAGAGCCUGGAUCACACUGCAGAACUAGGUCGGCAAUUAAACCUCCAGUAG
Molecule: messenger RNA, 1074 nt
Organism: Branchiostoma floridae (Florida lancelet)
Lineage: Eukaryota; Metazoa; Chordata; Leptocardii; Amphioxiformes; Branchiostomatidae
Exons: 8
Coding region: 1-1074 (357 amino acids)
Biological process (GO): extrinsic apoptotic signaling pathway via death domain receptors; apoptotic process
Cellular component (GO): nucleolus
Molecular function (GO): DNA binding; protein binding
Source: RefSeq, a predicted model, not a curated record